CAACAGCUUUGGGACAUUUGCAGAACCAUCCGGCUGCAGGAUGUGGGGAAAGUGUGAAAUGCAACACUGCUGCCAGCUGCCCCAGUGCAGAGCCGGUGGCCGCUCUGUGGAGAGCAGCCGUGGUGUGCGGCUGCAUUCCGUGGAGGACAGGGUGGGCAAAAUGCUGUCGGGUGGUGCAGGGUCUCUCCCAUCCCACAGUGCCCUGUCAGCUGCUGGGGAAAAGGGGUUACGUUGGCUUGGCAUUGGUCAGCCAAAGCGGUGGGCUGGGGAUGAAGCACAUUGUUUUUAAUCUCCCAGCUCCUCCUGGGCUGCAGGGUGGAAGCUGGUUCAACCCUUGGGGCAUCACCUUGUUUGGUGGCACCAUAUGAAGGAAUCUCGUCAGAAGGUCUCCCAGGAGCCUCCAGAUCACCCAAGAGUGGAGUACUGCCACAGUUAUGAAAACUCCGCUUGCUGAGCCCUCGCCGAGACCUCGCUGCUCAUUUGCCUGAGGUUCAGCUUUCCCCAGAUGCAAAUGCCGUCAGCUCCGGUUCCAUCAAGAGUGCUGCUGCUGAGAUGGAGACCCCACUCCUUGGUCUCUCCCUGCUUCUGGUCCUCCUGGCAGUGGGACGGGGAAGCGGGGUGGUUGCAGCCUGGGCAACAUCUCUCGGCAGCUGUGAGCUCGUGCAGAGUACUGCAGACUGCACCAGGAGAUGGCUGAGCUCCGUUCCAGGGAAUCUUCAAGGUGAUACCGAGGAGCUGUUGCUUGAUGUCAACACUAUCCAGGUUCUGGGCAAUGCCUCUUUGCUCUCAUAUCACCAGCUGCGGCAUCUCAGCUUGACCAAGAACCGGCUGGAGCUCAUUGAGCCUGGCACCUUCCUCAGCAGCCAAGGCCUCCAUGUGCUCUCCUUGGCAGACAACCUCCUCUUCACCAACUACUCACUCACAGCAGCUGCUCUUUCUACUCUGCCAGCCUUGAGGACGCUGGACCUAGCUGGAAAUCGCCUCACUGAGAAUAUGAUAUCAGUUUUGGUCUGGAACCUGUCUUCCUUGGAGUCCUUGUCUGUGGCCAGGAACAUCAUCAUGAGGCUGGACUCAUCUGUCUUCAUGAACCUGACACAGCUGUUGGAGCUGAACCUAGAGAAGAACUACAUCUUUGAGAUAGACCAAGCUUUUGAAGGGCUGCAGAGGUUGCAGAGGCUCAACGUAGCUUACAACUACCUCCCAUGUGUUGUGGAGUUUGGUCUGACCCAGCUCCGGGUGCUCAACGUCAGCAACAACAUCAUUGAGUGGUUUCUGGCCCUGGAAACUGAUGACUUCUUUGAGCUGGAGGUGCUGGACCUGUCCCACAACCACCUUCUCUUCUUCCCUGUGCUGCCCCGGCAGAGCAAGCUGCACUCCCUGCUGCUGAAGGACAAUGAGAUGAGCUUCUACCAGCGCCUCCCCAAUGGCACAUCCCUGGCGGAUGUCACGGUGCAGUUCCUGCUCAUUGACGGCAACUCCACCAAUGUCACGACAGUCAGCCUCUGGGAUGAGAUCUGCCACAGCAACCUCUCCUCCCUCCGCUUCCUGGACAUGAGCCAGAACCAGGUCUGGUACCUGCCAGAGGGCUUCCUGGCCCAGAUGCCCUCCCUGACCCACCUGAAGCUCAACCAGAACUGCCUGGAGACAUUUCACCUGUCAGAGGGGAACCCCUUAGCCAUGCUGACAGAGCUGGAUCUCAGCCAGAACCAGCUGGUGGAGCUGGGGGUGGAGGUGGAUGCCGGGGAUGUCCUGCCCAACCUGCAGCUCUUUAACCUCAGCACCAACAGGCUACAGGCUUUUCCUCCUGGGGUUUUUACUUACACCAGGAAGAUUGCUACUGUGGACCUCAGCCGCAACCGGGUCGACCUCUGUCCCCAGCCAGCUGUCACAGGCAAGACAGAGAGUCCCCCCUGCGUGGACUUCAGGGGUGUCAAGACCUUGACUCAUCUCUCCUUGGCUGGCUGUGGCCUGCAGGGACUGGGCGGUCACCCCUUCCAGGGAACAUCACUGAUGCAUUUGGACCUCUCCGACAACCAUCAGGUGCUGUCUGGGGACCUGGGGUGGCUGCAGGACCUUGCUCUGACACUGCAGGAGUUGUCUCUGAGGAACACCAGCCUGUCCUCCACUGCUGUGGACUUCUCUGCCUUUAACGGCCUCAUGUGCUUGGAUCUGUCAAAGAAUUCCUUGACCAUCUUCCCCACCUCACUGGGUGCCCUGAAACUGCGCAGCCUGGACCUACGGGACAACUGCCUCCCGGCUCUCCCGCCAGACAUCGUGCGGAUGCCACUGAGUGAGAGCCUGCGGGAGGUCUACCUCAGCCGAAACCCCUACAACUGCUGCACGCUGGGUUGGUGGGAUGCCCUGCAGCGGGUUGAGGGGCUGCAAGUCCCCGAUGGGCAGGAGGUGACCUGCAGCUAUGCCUCCCGCACACUGAACCCCAGGGCGCUGCCCGAGCCUGUUCUGCAGAGCUGCCGCUGGCAAACAGCUGACCUGGCGCUCCUCUACCUGGUGCUGGCUCUGCCCACCUGCCUGACACUCCUGGUGGCCUUUGCUCUCAUGUUCCUCAUGCUAAAGCAAAAGCUGCUGAAAAUGGUGAAAAGCCGGUGCGGGGUGUCCAGCUCUUACUGAUUGCUGAGAAGGGGCUCAGGAACAGUGAAUGUGAACAGGUUGUCAGGAUCACACGUGAUAAUCCCUCUGAGGUUGCUGAGAUGGAGACUUGUGGGAUUGGAGGACCAGGGGGUGAUGGGACAGCUGCUGUGCUAUGGAUGUCCAAAGGGUAUCCUGAAGGGUGCAGGGCCAUGGCUGGUGCUGGAGCCUGGGGCCGUGCUGGGCAUCAUCAUGGGACACAUCUUCAGCAGAAACUUUCAGCUGAUGUUGGUGAGAGCCAAGCAGACGUGACACUGAAUGCCUCUUGGCCAAAGGGGCACGGACAGUUGCACCCAGUGCUGUUUUAUGCCCCCACUCAGGCAGUUCCUUCUUAUUUAUUCACCCCUGUAGCCAAGUCUCUGCUGCAGAACAUCCUCCAGCUCUGCAGCCAGGCUCCACAGAUUGCCCUGGGCUGGUGCAAGCAUUGCCUGGGUGCUGCAGAGAAGGUCUCCAUGGCUGCAGCUUCCCAUGCCGCUCUUGCCGGCACUGGUAAACUUGCAGGCAGCUCUGGGUGUGCACCCGUGUGUGUGUGUGCUGAUAAGACCGGUGUUGUCAGCAGGGCUGAAAAACACAUUUUGGAGUGUCAUUGCAUGUUUAAGUAGUGAUCCUGGCUAAAACAGCCCAUUAAAAAUAGCCUAAGUUGCAAUGAUGUAAAAUAUUGACUAAAAGACAGGAGAAUAAAUUAAAUCAGCAGUAAUAUUUUAUCAUCAAUUUCUUUUCCUCCAGCAACUGCUGGAUUAAACAGAUGCA
Messenger RNA from Phalacrocorax carbo (great cormorant), 3396 nucleotides. The record is from RefSeq and is a predicted model, not a curated record. NCBI's taxonomy places the organism in Eukaryota, Metazoa, Chordata, Aves, Suliformes, Phalacrocoracidae.